AUGUCAGGUCCGGAUCCGGAGACAGACCAUGGCCCCCAGCAAUCCCAGCAGCGGCAACCACCUUUAUAUGUCAACAUUGCACACUUCAGCAUCUGCUCGGACGCAGAAUGCCCGUUUGAGACGACCGAGGAGACCCAUCUUUUGAUCAACAAGCAGCGGGUCGAUAUCGCGGAGAGGUCAAAUGCUGCGGUCGCUUUAUCCUACGCCUGGGGUCAUUUCGAGCACACCGAGAGACUGCUUGGACACACCCAUGAAGGAAAACCGAUGCAUGUUGUCCUCGGCGCAGAAUGGAAUACUGGCGACUUUUCUCACACCUUGGUAAGGCUCUCCGCCGAGCAAGGAGGUUGCUGGAUCGACCAGCUCUGCAUGCCGCAAAAGGACGAGGAGGAGGUCAGAAAAACGCUGUCCAGUAUUCCGUCUGUGUACCGCACUCUAGACGUUGUCGUGCUCUUUCCCGGAGCACCCUGCAAGUGUCUGCGUGAGCAGCUCGAUGAGAUGAACCGCGCCAAAGAAGAUGGGACGUACGAAGAGUACAUGCAGGCCCGACCGCCACGCAUAAUCGAUACGCUCCAUGACAGUUGCAUGAAUAUCAUCCCUGUAUCUUCUUGGUUUACGAGGGUUUGGACGCGCCAGGAGAUGAUCUAUGCCCGAAGGAUAAAAGUGGUAUGGACCAAGGUGGGGGUUUCGCCAUGCGCCGAGGAGUUGGACCUGAUGGAUGGAUCAGAGCUGGCAGAAGAGCUGGACAGAUUCUCUCCGUUCCUACGUCUGCAGCAGCGUGAGCAUGCAAGGAGCUCAUACGACACUAACUACGCGCCGAUCUUCGACAAGGGCUUAUGGUUCUGUCUUCGACAUGCUCUGAGAGUCGGGACGGUGCUCAGCAGACAACACUUUCUAAUGGCCAUUUACAUAUCAGCUGGCCGAUUAAAGAGUGCCAUAUACAAGGCUUUGACUCGGAGGGACAGUUCCAGUGACCCCUACGAAGGUUCAAAGCAACGGGCAUUACAGAAAAGCAACAGACAUGGGUGUGCUGCUGCGCGAACUAGCCGGGGGAUCUUCCUCCAGUCAGCCGUGUGGGCGUUUAUGUUCUGGACCAGGCGAGACGAGGGCUGGACCGACUUGACUGUCGAGCAUGAGAUCUACCUGUUCUUUGCCGGCGAGCAGCUGACAGUUCCGCCUCCUCGGUAUCCCGACUUGAAGAGGAAUCCCCUCCGCCAGUUUCUCUAUGACCUGGAAGCUAGCUCGUCGUCAGCCCGGUCAUGCACCCAGCCAAAGGACUACGUCAAUUCAGUCUGGGCUGAUUGUCCGGACUAUGUCUUAAGGACGGCCAGUAUGAAAGCCAAGCUACCGACCCUUCUUGACGACGCAUUGAGCCAGCUGCGUUUAAAUCAUGGCUGUGCGCCAGUGACGAGCGCCCCGUCAGGCGUGUUCGGUGCCCAGGUUUCAACGGGACUCUGGGUGCCAUCGAAAUAUCUUCUGGAAGACGAGGUACACACUGACGGUGACGUGUAUAAACCGAUCCAAAGCACGGUGUCUCUACCCAUAACCAACACCGGGUCCAUACCUCUGCGGCUGACAGGUCAAGGCGGCAUCUCGCUAUCAGACAUGGCUGUUGACUACGAAACCGAGUACGGCAAGCUGUCAACAAAGGCCGCCUGGGAGAUGAUCCACAGAAUAGCACGCGCCUGGUCAGUCAUCCAGGUCCCAAACCGCCUUUCCUACCUGACCGGGCCCACCGGCGUCCGUUCAGCAAGGGAGGAACAAGCCGUCAAAGAGAACCGCAGUGUGAGUCUCAGCGCGAUCCUCCACAAUGUAAAGACCCUAGCCGGGUUUCUGUACCGGACCGUAUUCAAAGUCCUGAUUGCCGGCGGCUCGCCCCUAUCCAGCAAAGCCUUCGCCGAGGAAGCCAAUCACCCCGGCAGCGAGAACGAAAAUCUGGACAGAGAGGCAGAGUUCGUAAAGAAGAUUGAAACCUCCGUUGGCGACGAGGAACCCCCGACGGACUACGCCUGGAUCAAGAAGGACCUCGACCACGGCCAUCUGCUGUAUAUCGCUGUUUCACGCGCACUGGGGCUCUGGGAUUGGCAGGUAUGCCGGGUGAAGGGCCUGCGGUUGAUGGUUUCGCUCGCUUCGGAUCCACCGUGCAUUGGCUUUGCGCAUCCGGACUUCUUCCGCAUAUGGAAGGGCCGGAAGGAGACUGUUACCCGCACGGUUAGAGUUCUGUCUGGGUUGAUGUAUGAGGUCGUGCAGGUGCCUGGGACUGGAAUGGGAGGGGAAGAGGCAGCUGGAGAGCAGGAGCAGUAUCGGGUUUUUGGGGUGUGGGUGCCCGUGAAUCGCAUUCCGAAAGAGAAUGUGUAUGCUGAGGUGAAAAGGGGGGCGUCGGAUGCAUUUAUCAUAUAG
This is a messenger RNA of Aspergillus mulundensis, 2397 nucleotides long. RefSeq lists its product as uncharacterized. Lineage: Eukaryota; Fungi; Ascomycota; Eurotiomycetes; Eurotiales; Aspergillaceae. The transcript has a single exon. The record is from RefSeq and is a predicted model, not a curated record. Bases 1 to 2397 code for a protein of 798 amino acids.